Messenger RNA from Necator americanus (New World hookworm), 477 nucleotides. RefSeq lists its product as uncharacterized. Gene Ontology annotation, biological process: proteolysis. NCBI's taxonomy places the organism in Eukaryota, Metazoa, Nematoda, Chromadorea, Rhabditida, Ancylostomatidae. The record is from RefSeq and is a predicted model, not a curated record. The transcript has 5 exons. The coding region runs from base 1 to 477 and encodes 158 amino acids. Gene Ontology annotation, molecular function: serine-type endopeptidase activity.
AUGUAUUUCGGAGAAGAGGACCGCCAAUUCUUAAUUUCUCGCUCUCCACUCUUCUUUGCCGAACGUGUUACAAAACCCUUGAUGAUUUUGCAAGGAGCCAACGAUCCUAGGGUGAAACAGCAAGAGUCAGAUCAAUUUGUAGCUGCGUUGCAGAAGAACAAUAUCCCUGUGUCCUAUAUUCUUUAUCCCGAUGAAGGUCACGGUUUCAGCAAGGCAAACAAUCAACUGUCUGGAUUUGGUUUCAUCGAGAAAUUCUUGCAUUCAUGCCUUGGAGGGGAAUACGAACCAUUUGUCCUAGGCCAAUACAACUCCUCAGCAAUCAUAAAAUCAGACGGAUUCCCUACCACUAUCGAAUCAAGGCCACCGACAACCGCCACUAUCGAAUCAACACCACCGUAUCCGACGAAAGCAAUCAACACUCAGCACGGACGCCCUUUCUUCCCACUGAUUCUCCUCUUUCUUCUACCGCAUCCCUGA